CAAUCCACACAGGAGAGAGACCCCAUAUGUGCUUAGACUGUGGAAAAAGUUUCAUACAGAGGUCAAAUCUUAUAACACAUCAGAAGAUCCACACAGGUGAGAGAUCCCAUAAGUGCUUAGACUGUGGAAAAAAUUUUAUAUGGAAGUCAGCCCUUGUUAAACAUCAAGCAGUCCACACAGGAGAGAGAUCCCAUAAGUGCUUAGACUGUGGGAAAAGUUUCAUACACAAGUCAGACCUUGUAAAACAUCAGGCAAUCCACACAGGAGAGAGACCCCAUACAUGCUUAGACUGUAGAAAAAGUUUCAUACAGGGGUCAGACCUUGUAAAACAUCAGGCCAUCCACACAGGAGAGAGACCCCAUAGGUGCUUGGACUGUGGGAAAAGUUUCACACAGAGAUCACAUCUUAAAACACAUCAGAGAAUCCACACAGGAGAGAGACCCCAUAAGUGCUUGGACUGUGGGAAAAGUUUCAUACAGAGAUCAGACCUUGUUAAACAUCAGAUAAUCCACACAGGAGAGAGACCCCACAAGUGUUUAGACUGUGGGAAGAGUUUCAUAAGGAGAUCAACCCUUCUUAAUCAUCAGACAAUCCACACAGGAGAGAGACCCCAUAAGUGCUUAGACUGUGGGAAAAGUUUCAUACGGCAGUCAGCCCUUGUUAGACAUAAAGUAGUCCACACAGGAGAGAGACCCCAUCAGUGCUCAGACUGUGGGAAAAGAUUCAUGCAGAGUUCAACCCUUGUUAAACAUCAGGCAAUCCAUACAAGGGGAAGACCAUAAGUGCUUGGACUCUGGGGAAGUUUCAGAAUCAAAUCAGCCCUUCUAAACAUCAGGCAAAACACACAUAGUGUUUAGACUAUGGAAAAACAUUUCAAAUAGAUGUCAGCCCUUGUUUUACAUCAGAGAAUCCACCCAGGGAGACACCCCGUAACUGCUUAGCCAGUGAAAAGAGUUUUAUACGCAAUCAAACAUUGUUAAACAUCCAGCAAUCCACACUGGAGAGAGACUCCAUAAGUGCUUAGACUGUGGGAAACAUUUCAGAAACCGAUCAGUCCUUGUUUUACAUCAAAGAAUCCAGACAAGAGCAAGACUCCAUAAGUACUGGACUGUGACAAAUGUUUCAGACAGUGAUCAGGCCUCAUUAAACGCUGGAGAAUUCACACACGAUCUAAACUUCUGUGACACCUGGCCAGAAAGAGUUAAGAACCUUGCAGGCUAUUUGACCCAGAUUCAACAUUUAAAGACAUGUUAAAAAAGUUUGUAAAUGAUAUUUGGGGCCAUUCCAAGUUAUAUAGACUAGAACUUUGAACGUGAACUUGUAAAAACUUGGAAGAAGAUAAUAGUGUGGUUGAUUAAUUGCAAUUAACUCAAAAAAAUAAUGAUGUGUAUUAAAAUUAAUCUCAAUGGAUCACAUUGUUAAACAGUAGAAUACCAAUUGAUAUUUGUUAAAUGUUUUGGGAUAUUUUUCUGUGUUUU
This is a messenger RNA of Gopherus evgoodei (Goodes thornscrub tortoise), 1478 nucleotides long. RefSeq names its product zinc finger protein 586-like. Gene Ontology annotation, biological process: regulation of immune system process; regulation of cytokine production; negative regulation of transcription by RNA polymerase II. NCBI's taxonomy places the organism in Eukaryota, Metazoa, Chordata, Testudines, Testudinidae. Bases 27 to 782 code for a protein of 251 amino acids. The record is from RefSeq and is a predicted model, not a curated record. The transcript has a single exon.